Pomacea canaliculata is the source of this 8767-nucleotide messenger RNA. RefSeq lists its product as uncharacterized. The coding region runs from base 1127 to 2281 and encodes 384 amino acids. Gene Ontology annotation, molecular function: protein binding. The record is from RefSeq and is a predicted model, not a curated record. NCBI's taxonomy places the organism in Eukaryota, Metazoa, Mollusca, Gastropoda, Architaenioglossa, Ampullariidae. The transcript has 7 exons.
AAAGGUUUGUGGAGAGGGGGAGCAUGCGGGAGGGAGCAGUUCAUUCCCUAUCAGUCUGUCACCGUGGUUGUUGUGUCCUCGGCCAUACCACACCAUCAGGCGACUGACGGCUUGUCACACUCUUUCAAGUCCGAUCGAUCGUGGGCUUGGGUUUCCGGAGUCGCAAAGUGUGGCUGCGCCAACCGAGGAGUUCAACAUCGCAAGGAGAGAACAGCAGCUGCCACAAGACACAGCGCCAAAAUAAUAACUGUCCUCAUCGCCUUCUUCUUCAUCAUCAUCUAUUAGCGACGACGGCCGGUAGCUUUUUUUUGGUCGGGGACCUGCGAUGCAGCAGGUCAAGAAUGUAGGUUAGGAUAGGGGUAGGAGUAGAUAAAGGGGGAGGGAGUCAACGAGUGUUAGUCGGAUGGGUCGGUACAAGACCUGCGAAGGCGCCAGGCUCCGGAGACCACCCUUGGUGUGUUUACGAUUCAAUUAUGUGGUGCACGCGGUCAAAGGUCAAACCACGACCUGCCUCGCUUCUGUACCUCUCUCUCCACCACCACACGGACACUUACACACUCCCACUCACACGCUCGCACGCACACACGCACUUCCCCAUCGUGUCCGUGCCGUGAGAGCUACGGUCCAACUGCCCGCUUCACUCGCAAGGCCGCACUAUAUUUCACGCAGUCUCUCGCGCGCGCCCUGCAAACCCCCGCGACAAGUGAAAAGCAUGGCUCCGAAGACACGACCGCGCGCCAGCUGGUGAAUCAGCCAGCAGAACAGCGCGAGACACGAGAGCACGAGAGAGACAGAGUGAAAGACGGCGGUCGCUUCCCUUUGCCCGCGAGCACUCUCUUCUCUCUCUCGCCCGCCCGCGCGCGCGUGUAUGUGUGUGCGUGUGUGCGCGCGCAGGCUUUCCGCGGCCGAGUGUGGCGUGUAGAUGCGUGGAGGAGGACGUGCGAGCGAGGGGAAGGAAGAAGAAAAGAGCCGGGGCGGGAUGCAGCGGGUUUGAAUGCCGGUGAUCAGCAGCGAGGGACGAGUUGACGUCCCGGCGCCUGGUCCAGCCAGACUUCGCACCUGCACACCUUGCUCGUGUUUACAGAGGGCGCGCAGCCGGAAGUGACCAGUUCAGCCUGCCCCCAUCAUGGCGCAGGGCCAUGAGUGGAUUUUACAGUCUGCCAGUUUCUUUUGGAUUUUUACGCUCCUGCUCAGCGAAUCCCAGAGCAAGAAAACCCAGACAUAUUACAUGGAGGGCACCGACUGUGGGGACAGAAAGCAUCUGGGAGCAGCAGUCGUCUACUCACAGCUGGUGGACUCAGGGUCCCAGUACUACUCACAUGACCUGGAAUGUCGAAUAACCUUUAAAGCUGAAGACGAUGGCUGGCGACUGAUGCUCAGGAUUACAGAACUAGAGAUCCCAGACCGCACGGCCAAUGGAAUUUGUAAUGAUGCCCUCUUCAUUUUUGAUGACAGUACCAUAUACGCAAAAGCAAUGGAAGACGCCGGCGGAACAGGAGGAUUAUGUGGAAACCUUUUACCACCACCGCUGUAUUCUACAGGGCAAUAUUUAACAGUAGUUUUUAAAACAGACUCAGAUGGCCCAGUGGGUCGGGGUUUCAAAUUCAUCGUCGUAGCCUUUAGUGAAGAUUAUAAAAAGUUCGGGACGUGCGGGUCCAGCUUCCAGUGCGACAACGAGAAGUGCAUAGAGGAAACACUGGUGUGCGACGGUGUCGACAAUUGUGGCGACUACUCCGACGAGGCAGCGGACGGACGCGCCAAGUGCCGAGAAGAAUGCGGAUUCAUCUGCAAGUUCCUCUCGCUUGGGGUCACUGCGUCCAUUUUCAUCUCGGUGGGCAGCAUCGUCAUCGUCGUGUCCUGCAUCGUCGCCCUCGUCUGCUGUUGCCGUCGCCAGCUGUGCCGCAAGAGACCCGACAGCACCACCACCAGCGUCACCACAACAGCUACCACCGUGAUGUCAAACGGCACCCCGGCGUCAACCUUCCAUGGUGAGGGGGAUGGUUCAUGUUCGAGAGCACCUAGCGCCUUUAGCAACCAUGGGUACACGCACCAAGGCUACUACCCUAUGCAGCCAGUGUACCCGGCUCCCCACGGGUCGGUGUACUCGUACAGCAAGGAGCUGUUCGCGCCACCCGGAAGUGCGUACUCAUCGCAACCCUCCCAACAUCGCUCAUACACUCCCACCUCCAGCAAGUCAGGCAAGUCCAACCGAUCCAACAACAGCACUUCAGUCACCUACAGUCAGGGAACGGAGAAAGUCUCCAUGCCUGUCAAUCUCUAGCGACGCCCACCAGUCGACAUACGUCCCGCCCCCCUGCCAUCUCCAGUCCCGCCCCCUUUUAGCUCAAAGCAACUGCGACCCCCUUCCUCCACUUCAUCCUCAUCCCCAACCUCCCUCUUUGCUUUCCACUUUCCCAGCUACCACGUAGUCGCACCGGAUGCUGAUAGCGCUGACCUACCGUAGUGCCGACCUUAGCUAUUUACUCUUCUGCAUUGUGGUACAACACCUGCAGUUGACAGUUACCACACCUUAUCCAUUUUCCAGAGGUUGUAACCCGCUCCCUAACCUUCCACAGGUUUAGUUUCCUUGAAACCUCACAUCCUAACGGGGGUUUGGGCUUACAAGUUUUAUUGAGGAUACAGCCGAUAAUUCUCCUUGAAAAUCGUAGUCCGUUGUAAUUAAUAACUUGGCCUUGCUUGGCCUCAGUGCACCGGUAUCUUCGCCUGCCUCAGUUCUGCCCUUUAAUCAGCCACCACCUACACACCCAUCCACUCACUGACAUUAACUAAUCUCCAGUUAUUUAUUUCAUGACAUGUUUUCUUCCUGUGAUCUGAAUUAACAAAAAUUUCAUGACACCAUAUUUCUAACGAGAUCACUCCUAUUUCAUACAGUACUGCUGCAACGCAUUUUGCUGAAACAGGAUUGUAUUGUCGUGUAAUCUCUGUAGCCUUCGUUGAUUUAUAGCAAGAGUAGGGCUGUGUUCGAGUCGCUUCUGUAGGUUCAGUUCAGCUGUUGAGUUUCUAGAUAAUUAAGGGGAAGAGGGGUUGGCUAUCUUCACUCAUCUUGGGGCAGAAAAACGAGUCAUACGGCCUCCAGACAAGGCGUACCUAUGUAUUAAGGCAGAAGCCCAUUUGAAUGGCAUAAUCUGUCCUGAGUGAUAUUACCGAUACGCGGAUAAGAAGCCCUGUAAGUACAUGGAUCAUAAUUCAGGCUCCCAGACAGGCGAAAUCCGUUGUCGGCGCUGUUCUGUGUGGAUAUUAUAUAUUUUAUAUUAUGUGUGUGUAUGUGUGUGCAUUUAACACGCUAGUUGAUUUCUAAUGUCUUCCAGAAUGUGGUUAGCCUAAAUGUCGAGAAAGAGAGAAAUUAAUUUAAAACGGCGCACAUUGAAAACAUCAGAUUCUAUUUUUAAAAAUUUGCUUCUUCAUCCGAGAGACAUCAGUGUAUGCUUUGUGACUCAUUGUGUUGUCUGCAAGAGAAAACAUUCGUGUCAUCAGGUGAUAGACCUCCCGCCCUGUUUGUGACGCAUUUUGUGCCCGAAAGAGCAAACAUUUCUGUCUUCUGGUAGUAGACACUUCAUCCCAUCCACACCAUUUGUUAUGUGUGGCGCGUGUGCUUGGCUAUCCAAGAGGGAAGGGAGGAGGGGAGAGAGAGAGUUUGCCCAUCCUUUGUUUUCAUCGUUCUCACCCGCCAUACCCGUAGUUGCAGCGUUUGACACUUGUGUUGUCGAUGUCAGUGUUCCAUGCACCCUCGACCUUCUUUCACCCCACUCCCAAUCACUCAAGCCUCAGAAUGCCCCGCCCACCUCAUCGGUCGUACUCUGAUUGGUCUACAGCACGGUCACAGAAAGAGACGGUACCGCCCAUCGACCACUUAUGAGGACCUCCCCCCUCCUGCCUCCUCCUACCAGCGCCGCAACUUCCAGGGUUGUCGAACAGAUGACGAUGUCCUUUGUGUCGGCGCCCGGCGAUGACGUUCUUCUACAGUGCCUCCAACUGCUGGCAACUUCCUCGAGCUCUGAAAACGAACAGCUGUACCAACCCGGGUGCCGGACUGUUCGCGGUUCAUUCACUCCCAGCAAGACGGUCCCGUCGCUUUGUCGACGCGUUGUCCAAACAGACGGCCACAAAGAACACCGGAAGUCGCCAAGGACCAAGCGUAGGAAGUGAGCGAUUCCGAUGGUCGUGGAUCACGUACACGUUGCAGCCAGUGGCAAACACUUUGACGCCUUACAACAUCAUACCUUGUCAACCGCGCUGUGCCCUCACAAAACGGACCGACGAUGUUUGUCUUGUAUUAAAAAAAAAAAAAACAGCUAGGACAUUUGAUAAACAAUGUGACUUCAAACUCUCGUUCCUGUUUGUGGAGUUUCGAACUUUUCAAAGUAACAGUCAACAAAAAUCCCAAUGGGUGGUGUAGGUGUGUAAGGUACUAAAGGGGGAAUGAGUUGUGUUCGUGACGGCAGUAUAUCAAUGAUAUCCCACCCAGCCUGCACCUGCCAAAAGCGUGUGUACCGCGGUGGCUCGCUUGAUAUGACCUCCACUACUUGGCAGCCGGAGGUCGUAACAGGGCGGAUGUCGAGCGGUCAGCAGUGGUAAACAAUCCGCAGAAACGGUGGUCAGCUUGGAAGAGAUCGAUAGGGGGGAUCUCUUGGUUCCAGACCACAUGUGCGUCCUUAGGAACGUCCCUCGUCUUCGGUGAUGCUCGACAGUACAGUGACCUCCCUUCAGCGGGGGCGCCAGCAUGUGUGAACACUGUGUACUUGUGUGUGAGGGGGAGGGCAGGGGGAGAGACAUUCCUGUUGCGUGCACGCUCGAGCUAAUGCUCCAGAAAUAGACUUUUGUUGCUGGAGACUGAACAGACAAUACUCUACAACUUGUCAAUAGCAGCAGCAGCAGCACAACAAUAUGAACACUGAAUGAAGUUCUGGCUACUAAAACCAGUUUUAAAACCCGCACCAUUUGAAUUUUUUUUUUUUUUUUUUUUUGAAAGAGUCCAAAUACAACUUGAAGCCUUUGAGAUAAAAGAAGUUUGCAAAGUGAAAGCUGUAGGGCAGGCAUGGCAGUUCUAAGGUCACGAAGAACAUGGCAAUUCCAGACGAUAGACCACUGAGUUGGUUUUUUUUAACCGCUGUUCUUUGACUCUCAACAAAUUCCUGAGACGUUUGGAACGGUCAUGAAAACCUGCCUGCUCACUAGCAAGUGUCUGAGCUACUGACCUUUUCCUUGGGCUCACCCAAGAUGAACGUCAUCUGGUAUCACGUGUUUGCCUUUGAGAGUUCCUGGCUAAAUGUUGUUGGGUUAACGUGUACAUCAAUCAGCUUGUUUACAUGAAGUAGCCUAGCUUUAACCAAGCGAGAAAGAUUUGUGAGUAGACCUACCUUGUAACUCACCUAGAGAACUUCUUGGUGUUUUGAACGCUUUUUUGCAAUCGGAGAAACCGUCGCUUUCAGAUUGGUAUUUUUAAAAUGUUUCUGUCCAGCUCUUUGAAAAAAAAUUUUCUGUUCGUGUACGUCCUUGGUAACGAGUUUGUUUUUGUUUUAUCGCACGAUUUAUGGAUAUUGUCAAGCAUUACAUGUUCAUGGUUUUAAUUGGGCGGAUUAUAUAGCCUUGUCAUGACAUCUCUGACUGUUUAGUUCAAAUGCUGGAAUUUUUGUUUUGUUUUUUUUUUUUACUUUAAAAUUACUGUACAUUUUAGAAUUCUGAUUGUCCUUUUAACUCCUCCAUUCCUGAUGUGUGCGAGAGAGAGAGCGUGUGUGUGUGGAGUGGACAUCAUCCUGUUACAAUGUCUACACGGCAAGGCCUAAGACUAGGUGUGGACAUUGUGUCUUCAUUCGCACCUUGCGCAGUACGUUGUGCAGACCCCGUACUUUCUUGUGUCUCACGUCAUGCGGGGUCAGAGGUCGGUCGUAUGCUUUUUUUUUUGUGAAAUCCCUGAUUGAGGAUGACCUCUCUGCAUUUAUAAUUAGUGUGUUGCCUUUGUAAGAAUACUGCCUGUCCCUUUUUUGGGGUUUCUUUUGUUUUCAUGUAUGUGGUCGACAAGGCCAAGGUGCGCUUUCGAUGUUUCCUAGUGAGAGCGGACCAAGUACAUGACUGAAUUAUUGUCACUGCAACUUACAGACUAUUUUUUUUUUUUUCGCCAGUUACCCAGACCUUUCUUACUUACUUUCAUGGCAACGAUAGACGGAUAGCGGCUUCAGUCGCUCAUUGAGUCAUUUCAAUGCCAACAAAAGAUGAAAGGUCUGGUUGUCUUUAAAUAGUGAUAUUAUUUUUGUAACAGAGAAAUUCAGUGUAAUCUGCCUGUAUUGCGACCGUCUUGAUGUAAAAUUUAAAUUGUCUCCAAGAGCAGGUUGUUUGGCUGCGGUUCUUUGUAUGUGAAGCUUAUUUCAGCCAAACGAGUAAGUAGUUUUGCGAGCACUGGAAAUUGAUAACAGAAGUUAUGUUUCCUUAUCACUUGCAGGGAAAUGACUGCGCUGGAGAUGAUACUAUCAGUUUCAUGAGCCCUUAGAACCAUGUUUGUAUUUGUGGUUUGUUUUUUUUCUAAUCCUCCAUCAUCACUGCUUGGCUUGUUGUGUGUGUGUGCAUGCGUGCCUGUAUGAGUGUUUGCGCACGCAAACACGAGAAGGUAAGAGAGUUAAAGCGAAUGUCUUUCAGUGCUCAUUAUUACUUUGUUUUCUCCCUUUUAAACCGCAGUGACUUGUAUGUGUGGAGAGACUGCAUUUCCUCCCUUCUGCGUCGUUCUUUGAGAGCGGAGUUAGGAUGAUGCUAGGUCUCUCUCAUCACACACACGAGAGAGUCCGAUGCUUUUUUUAAAUCAUUAAAACAUUGGCUGUCAAGUCUGUAAACGUUCCAACACUUAGUCACGUGGCAGGAACAAAGUGUAACCCACCCGGCAUCUAUACCCAUCCUUCGUCACCCGCACUCACCCAGUUUUUUUUUUUCUGUACACAAGCAAUAAAUGGCGUGGUUGGUAGUAAAGCUGUGUUUUAUUGGUGGGACCGCAUUGUUAUUAUAAACAAAUCCUUGGCAGUUUCUUAUCUUUAUUUUAAUGUGUUGUCUUUGUGACAAGGAGACUGUUGAUGGUUUCUCGACGAGAAAAGGAAGCGAGUGGCUUUCCUACAGAAGCCGACGGUGUGUCUGGGAAUUGCGUGAGUGUGGUUUAGCUUUCAGUUUGACUAUAAUGAGAGAUAGAGCCUUCACUGACAGCAAAAUGAUUGGCUUUCCUGACCUUUGUAGGAGUCAGCUGGUCAGCAGUGAAGUUGUCUAGUUUUUGUGAAUAUAUUUAAGGUACCCUGCAAGUGUAAGUUUUUAUCUAUUUUUAAAUUAAUGUGUUUGAAAUAUUAUGACGCAUGUUGGACUGCUGUUUGCAGCGAGCCCUUUUGGAUUGAUUGGUUCGCUGGUCAGUUUUGGCUGGUUGGGAAUUUUGUUUGUGUAUUGUUUAUUGUUAGUUUUUGAGGUGUGUGCGUGCGCGCUUGUGUGUGUGUUUGAAGAACGGACGUGGGUUAUUUUUUAUUUUACUGGUUUUUUUUUUUUUGUUUGUUUGUUUUUAUUUGUUUGGCUGUUUCCGUUGGCUGCUUCUUCUUUUCUUUUUUUUUUUAAAAAAGGGGCGAGGUAUGGAUGUUUCUUGAUAAUGACGUUAGCUAUCAUCGUAUACAUGAUCAUUCUUGUCGUUGUGGUCAUCUUUCCGGUUGAACAAUUUCACCGUCUCUUCCUUUCAUCGUAGCAUUGCCCAUCACGCAAGAAAAAAAGGUUCCUGUUGUGUAGAGUGUAAAUGAAAUUGUCUGGUCAGUCGACCCUCCUCAAAAGCGACCUCUGUCCUCGUGGGUGGGCGCCAGGAGCGCGAGUGGCGAGUGUAGACAGGAAGCUGGGGACAAGGGAGAUUAUCAAAUCACCUAGCAGAGUAUCGGGGGGAGGUAAGUGCGGGUUUUUGUGUGCUUUGCCUUGGUUUGGUUACGUCUGUUUGGACUGCUGGAAGGUUCUCUUUUAAAAUCGUAUUUGUGAUGUAAACCCUGGGGAGGACAAAAGAAAAUGUAGAGAGAAGUCCGUCCAGCAAUAGAGCGAGGUGGACGCUUUAGUAUUGCAAACGAAAACUUAAUCUCUGAAAUAUUUUACUUUCAUUUAUUUUUACUUUCGACUCAUAAGCGACUUCAGACUCACUUAAGAUCAGCCCCACAUGCAAAGGUGUUUAGCCAAAACGAACCCUGGGGUGUCAGUGAGUGCUACAAAGCCAAACGAAGACGUAGGGCGAGUUGCCGGCUGUCGUUAAUCGCCGUUAAAUAGCAGCAGUCGCGUGCUUGAUGUCAAGCACAAAUAAACAGGCGGGGGGUUAAGUAAUUUUAUUAAUUUUUCAUUAGGUAAACUAGAAUGUACCCAUUAUUUACCACCGUUUCAGCUGGUUAUAGAAGUCUACUCACCCACCCUCGCCCCAUUUUGUUGACGUUUCACGGCAGAUCGUCAAGACACAUGGGUCAGGUUGGAGUCGUUUGCUGAUGGUGUGUUUCUGCUGAUCGUCUCGACGUGUUGCUAUGACGACGUCAGACGUGUGACUGCUUGUAUAGCUUGUGUCGUUAACGUUUUUUAGUAUGUGAACCAUAUUGUGUAAUGAUGUCCCUUUACUGACCCCUUCAACCAUCCACCCACCCCCCGUCUUCUUGUGGACAAUCACUGGCCGUGCUUGAACUGUACUCUAUUUAUUGUUAUAUGUACAUAGAAAGGUACAGCAACUUUACAGAGUACGUGUUGAGAAGGAAAUAAAAUGGUGUACAUUUUG